AUGGCCAAGAACUAUGCUGCUGGUUUGGCUGCCACCAUAGCUGCUGCUACUGCUUCUACUUUCCGAGUUGAAACCGCCUUCUGCGACGCCAACGUCGGUGGCGGUUCCGGCGCCGGCGGCCUCCCCUUCAAGUUUUCUCCUUUUUCUCCUUCCACCAAUCCCAAUAAUUCAACUCCGACCGCCGCAGCCAAUGCUGGAUUCGCCAACAAUUCGCCGGCAAAUCAUCCCGCUAAUGCUACUCCGCCGGCGGAGCCCGCCAAAAAUAAGCCUCGAAAUGAUAACCCUAGAACCACUGCCGCUGGAUUUGAUCCGGAGCCGUUAGAGAGAGGUCUUGAGACUCUGGAAAUAAUUAAUCGUUCUAAAGAUCCUAGCAAGACAUUUAAAGUAGUACUGAAGCAAGAAGAGACCAAGCAGACCGAGUUGGCUGCCAAAACAGCAGAGUUUAAAGUGCGACAAGCUGAAGCAGAAACUGAGAGGCAAAGGGUUGUGUUCGAGGAACAGAGGAAACUUUCCCAGAAGCAAGCUGAGAAUAAGGCUCAGAUUGCCAAGUAUGAGGAUGAAUUGGCUCGCAAAAGGCAGCAGGCAGAAAAUGAACUGCAAAGGGCCAGAAAUCAAGAGCUAGUAAAACUGCAAGAGGAAUCAUCUAUGAGACAGGAAGCCGCGAGGCGAGCAUCAGAAGAACAGAUUCAAGCACAGCGUAGGCAAACAGAGCGGGAGAAGGCUGAGAUUGAAAGGGAGACUAUCAGGGUUAGGUCCAUGGCCGAAGCAGAAGGAAGAGCUCACGAAGCAAAGCUUGCGGAAGAGGUCAACAGACGCAUGUUGGUCGAGCGUGCAAAUGCAGAACGGGAAAAAUGGGUGGCUGCCAUCAACACAACUUUUGAACAUAUUGGAGGGGGUUUAAGGGCCAUUUUAACUGACCAAAACAAGCUGGUUGUAGCUGUCGGUGGUGUAACGGCCCUUGCUGCAGGAGUAUACACAACAAGAGAAGGAGCAAGAGUAAUCUGGAGUUACGUAGACAGAAUACUAGGGCAGCCAUCAUUAAUUAGAGAAUCUUCCAGGGGAAAAUACCCUUGGUCAGGCUUGCUUUCACGUUCUAUGACCUCUCUUUCUCGACGGGGAGUUGAUAAAAACUCUGGCAAUCAAAAUGGAAACGGCUUUGGUGAUGUUAUUCUGAACCCUUCUCUUCAAAAACGAAUUCACCAGUUGGCAAGUGCAACUGCAAACACCAAAUCUCAUCAGGCACCAUUUCGGAAUAUGCUAUUUUAUGGUCCUCCAGGAACGGGGAAGACAAUGGCUGCUAGAGAGCUUGCUCGCAAAUCUGGCCUCGACUACGCAUUGAUGACAGGAGGAGAUGUUGCACCACUGGGUGCACAGGCAGUUACAAAAAUACAUCAGCUGUUUGAUUGGUCGAAGAAGUCCAAGAGGGGUUUGCUGCUUUUUAUCGAUGAAGCAGAUGCUUUUCUGUGCGAGAGGAACAAGACAUAUAUGAGUGAAGCCCAGCGGAGUGCUCUUAAUGCGCUACUGUUUCGCACUGGUGACCAGUCCAAAGACAUAGUUCUUGCACUGGCAACUAACCGUCCAGGCGACCUUGAUUCUGCUGUGGCUGACCGCAUUGAUGAGGUUCUAGAAUUUCCUCUUCCCGGCGAAGGUGAACGUUUCAAGAUGCUCAAAUUAUAUUUGGAUAAGUAUAUAGCUCGUGCUGGGGAGAGAAAACGGGGCCUGUUCUCGCAUCUCUUCCACAAGCAACAACAGACGAUAGAGAUCAAGGGAUUGGGAGAUGACAUAUUAAGGGAAGCUGCUAUGAAGACGGAAGGGUUCUCAGGAAGAGAGAUCGCAAAGUUGAUGGCAAGCGUACAAGCUGCCGUAUAUGGCAGCGAGGACUGCGUGUUGGAUCCUAAUCUUUUUAGAGAGGUUGUGGAUUAUAAGGUUGCUGAGCAUCAGCAAAGAAGGAAGCUGGCUUCUGAUGAUGUUGAUGUUGAUGUUGAUGGUCAACAUGCCUCUGCUUAG
Molecule: messenger RNA, 2007 nt
Organism: Oldenlandia corymbosa var. corymbosa
Lineage: Eukaryota; Viridiplantae; Streptophyta; Magnoliopsida; Gentianales; Rubiaceae
Source: the annotation of a GenBank genome assembly